ACAGUGUGGAGUCCCCCCUCCUUCCCUCCCGCUCUCUCGCUCGCUCGCUCGCUCGUCGCCUGCGCUGACACUGCGUUCACCGCGCUGGGUUUACCGCGCUGCGUUCGCUCUCUAGCUGUGAGCCUGAGACCCCGCGCCCCUCGUGUGUGUUGGGGGAGGGGGGGGAGGAGGAGUAGGAGGAGGAGGAGCGGAUGCAAGCGAGGGGGUCUGGUUUGAAUGGGCUGGAGGGAAGGCAGAACAAUCAGGCUCAAAGCUGUGCUGAGAAGGAGCCCGCCGACCUCUGGAAGCCGACACCCUAAUCUGGAGCGUACCUUCGUCCCCGGGGCUCGGUCGGCCGCCUCUCUCGAGCCGGAUAUUUCCCCGGGGAACCCGAGGAUCGGCCGUUGGGAUUUCUUCCUUCCUUGUGGUCGCCGCGCCGUUUCUGCGUGCGGAGAGCGAGGGUCCGCCCCCCCCCUCCCAAGCUGACUGGGGUCCACGCUGCCCAUGGAGCUGCAGCGCGCCACCAGCAUGCCGGGACCCCUGUCCCCCGGCCCCGUGGCCGUCCCCGUGCCGGGAUUUUCCGCCCAGGCCGCGUUCAACUACAACCAACUGGAGGGGCGCUUUAAGCAACUACAAGAUGAGCGCGAAGCUGUGCAGAAGAAGACCUUCACCAAAUGGGUGAACUCCCAUUUGGCCCGAGUCUCCUGCCGGAUCACAGACCUGUACAUGGACCUGCGAGAUGGACGCAUGCUCAUCAAGCUGCUGGAGGUCCUGUCGGGGGAGAGGCUGCCGAAGCCCACCAAGGGCCGCAUGCGCAUCCACUGCCUGGAGAACGUGGACAAGGCGCUGCAGUUCCUCAAGGAGCAGAGAGUGCACCUGGAGAACAUGGGCUCUCAUGACAUUGUCGACGGUAACCACAGACUCACGCUGGGCCUCAUCUGGACCAUCAUCCUCAGGUUCCAGAUUCAGGACAUCAGCGUGGAGACCGAAGACAACAAGGAGAAGAAGUCCGCCAAAGAUGCCCUGCUGCUGUGGUGCCAGAUGAAGACCGCAGGGUAUCCCAAUGUAAACAUCCACAACUUCACGACAAGCUGGCGCGAUGGCAUGGCCUUCAACGCCCUCAUUCAUAAACACAGACCAGACCUGAUUGACUUUGAUAAGCUGAAAAAGUCCAAUGCCCACUACAAUCUGCAGAAUGCCUUCAACCUGGCAGAGCAGCACCUGGGGCUCACCAAGCUGUUGGACCCUGAAGAUAUCAGUGUGGACCACCCUGAUGAGAAGUCCAUCAUCACGUACGUGGUCACCUACUACCACUAUUUCUCCAAGAUGAAGGCACUGAAAGUGGAGGGAAAGCGUAUUGGGAAGGUGCUGGACAAUGCAAUUGAGACGGAGAAGAUGAUCGAGAAGUACGAGUCGCUGGCUUCCGAUCUGCUCGAGUGGAUUGAGCAAACCAUUAUCAUCCUAAACAACCGCAAGUUCGCCAACUCGCUUGUGGGAGUGCAGCAGCAGCUGCAGGCUUUCAACACGUACCGAACCGUGGAGAAGCCCCCCAAGUUCACAGAGAAGGGUAACCUGGAGGUCCUUCUCUUCACCAUUCAGAGCAAGAUGAGGGCCAACAACCAGAAGGUCUACAUGCCUCGGGAGGGCAAGCUCAUCUCCGAUAUCAACAAGGCCUGGGAGCGACUGGAGAAGGCGGAACACGAGCGAGAGCUGGCCCUGCGUACUGAGCUGAUCCGCCAGGAGAAGCUGGAGCAGUUGGCUCGCCGCUUUGACCGCAAGGCAGCCAUGAGGGAGACCUGGCUGAGCGAGAACCAGCGCCUGGUGUCACAGGACAACUUUGGCUUUGACCUUCAGGCGGUAGAAGCAGCGACCAAGAAGCACGAGGCCAUCGAGACGGACAUCGCGGCCUACGAAGAGCGCGUGCAGGCGGUGGUGGCCGUAGCCCGCGAGCUCGAGGCGGAGAACUACCACGACAUCAAGCGUAUCACGGCACGCAAGGACAACGUGAUCCGCCUGUGGGAGUACCUCCUGGAGCUGCUGCGUGCCCGCCGCCAGAGGCUGGAGCUGAACCUGGGCCUGCAGAAAGUUUUCCAGGAGAUGCUCUACAUCAUGGACUGGAUGGACGAGAUGAAGAUGCUGCUGCUAUCCCAGGACUAUGGGAAGCACCUGCUAGGAGUAGAGGACCUUCUACAGAAGCAUGCCCUGGUGGAGGCUGACAUUGGCAUCCAGGCUGACCGUGUGAAGAAUGUCAACGCCACCGCACAGAAGUUUGCCACUGACACGGAGGGCUACAAGCCCUGUGACCCGCAAGUGAUCCGGGACCGCGUGGCCCACAUGGAGUUCUGCUACCAGGAACUGACACAGCUGGCAGCGGAGCGGCGCGCCCGGCUGGAGGAGUCCAGACGCCUCUGGAAGUUCUUCUGGGAGAUGGCGGAGGAGGAGGGCUGGAUCCGUGAGAAAGAGCAGAUCCUUUCCUCGGAGGACUGCGGCCGGGACCUGACGGCCGUGGUGCGGCUGCUGAGCAAGCACAAGGCCUUCGAGGACGAGAUGAGCGGCCGCAGCGGUCACCUGCAGCAGACGGUCCGCGAGGGCGAGGCCAUGGUGGCCGCCAACCACUUCGGCGCCGACAAGAUCCGCGAACGCGUUGCCGACAUCCGGGAGCAGUGGGCCGCCCUGGGCCGGCUCUCGGCGGUGCGCCGGGCUCGUCUGGAAGAGGCGUUGAGCCUACACCAAUUCCAAGCCGACGCAGACGACAUCGAUGCCUGGAUGUUGGAUGUGCUGCGCAUCGUGUCCAGCGUUGAUGUUGGCCACGAUGAGUUCUCCACCCAGUCGCUGGUCAAGAAACACAAGGACGUGGCAGAAGAGAUUGCCAGCUACCGGCCUGUGAUCGACGCCCUCCACGAGCAGUCGCGUACCCUGCCCGGGGAACACUCCAGCUCCGAAGAGGUGCGCAACCGCCUCGCAGGGAUCGAGGAGCGCUACAAGGAGGUGGCGGAGCUGACGCGCCUACGCAAGCAGGCCCUGCAGGACGCCCUGGCCCUCUACAAGAUGUCCAGCGAGGCAGACGCCUGCGAGCUGUGGAUCGACGAGAAGGAGCAGUGGCUCAACAGCAUGGAGAUCCCAGAGAAACUGGAAGACCUUGAGGUCAUCCAGCACAGGUUCGAGAGUCUAGAACCCGAGAUGAACAAUCAGGCCUCGCGUGUCGCCGUGGUCAAUCAGAUUGCCAGGCAGCUGGUGCAUAGCGGACACCCUGGCGAGAAGGAGAUCAAAGCCCAGCAAGACAAGCUUAACACCAGGUGGAGCCAGUUCCGUGACCUGGUGGACCUGAAGAAGGACUCCCUGAACUCUGCCCUGGGUGUGCAGAACUACCACCUGGAGUGCAAUGAGACCAAGUCGUGGAUCCGCGAGAAGACCAAGGUGAUCGAGUCCACCCAGGAGCUGGGCAAUGACCUGGCAGGCGUCAUGGCACUCCAGCGCAAGCUGACGGGCAUGGAGCGCGACCUAGCCGCCAUCGAGGACAAGCUGGGCGACCUGCAGAAGGAGGCGGAGCGUCUGGCGGCCGAGCACCCCGACCAGGCCCAGGCCAUCAUGGGCCGCCUAGCUGAGAUCACCGGCGUGUGGGAAGAGAUGAAGGCCACGUUGAGGACCCGUGAGGAGUCGCUGGGCGAAGCCAGCAAGCUGCAGCAGUUCCUGCGCGACCUGGACGACUUCCAGUCCUGGCUUUCACGCACGCAGACGGCCAUCGCCUCGGAGGACAUGCCCAACACGCUGGCGGAGGCCGAAAAGCUGCUCACCCAGCACGAGAACAUCAAGAACGAGAUCAACAACUAUGAAGAAGACUAUCAAAAGAUGCGCGACAUGGGCGAGAUGGUGACGCAGGGCCAGACGGACGCCCAGUACAUGUUCCUGCGGCAGCGGCUGCAGGCCCUCGAUACGGGUUGGAAUGAGCUCCACAAGAUGUGGGAGAACCGGCAGAGCCUGCUGUCCCAGUCCCACGCGUACCAGCUCUUCCUGAGGGACACCAAGCAGGCCGAGGCCUUCCUCAACAACCAGGAGUAUGUGCUCGCCCACACAGAGAUGCCCACCACUCUGGAGGCUGCGGAAGCAGCCAUCAAGAAGCAGGAGGACUUCAUGACCACCAUGGACGCUAACGAGGAGAAGAUCAACGCCGUGGUGGAGACGGGACGCAGGCUGGUCAGCGACGGCAACAUCAACUCGGACCGCAUCCAGGAGAAGGUGGACUCCAUCGACGACAGACACAGGAAGAACCGCGAGGCGGCCAGCGAGCUGCUCAUGAGGCUGAAGGACAACCGGGAUCUCCAGAAGUUCCUGCAAGACUGCCAGGAGCUGUCCCUCUGGAUCAACGAGAAGAUGCUCACGGCACAGGACAUGUCCUACGACGAGGCGCGCAACCUCCACAGCAAAUGGCUAAAGCAUCAGGCCUUCAUGGCUGAACUGCAGUCCAAUAAGGAAUGGCUGGACAAGAUUGAGAAGGACGGGAAGCAGCUGGUGGCCGAGAAGCCGGAGACGGAGGAGGUGGUGAAGGAGAAGCUGUCGGCCUUGCAGAAAAUGUGGGCCGACCUGGAGUCGACGACGCAGACCAAGGCUCAGUGCCUGUUCGACGCCAACAAGGCGGAGCUCUUCACGCAGAGCUGCGCCGACCUCGACAAGUGGCUUGUGGGCUUGGAGAGCCAAAUCCAGUCCGACGACUAUGGCAAAGACCUGACCAGCGUCAACAUCCUGCUCAAGAAGCAGCAGAUGCUCGAGAACCAGGUGGAGGUGCGCCAGAAGGAGGUGGAGGAGCUACAGAGCCAGGCGCAGGCGCUCCACCAGGAGGGCAAGGACACGGACGAGGUGGACGGGCGCCGCAUUGUGGUGGAGCAAAAGUUCAAGGAGCUGCUGGACCCGCUGCGCAAGAGGAAAAACAACCUCAUGGCAUCCCGCGAGAUCCAUCAGUUCAACCGUGACGUGGAGGACGAGAUCCUCUGGGUCGAAGAGAGGAUGCCGCUUGCCACUUCCACAGACCACGGACACAACCUGCAGACCGUGCAGUUGCUCAUCAAGAAAAAUCAGACCCUCCAGAAGGAGAUCCAGGGCCACCAGCCACGCUUCAAUGAUAUCUUUGAGAGGAGCCAGAGCAUUCUGAAAGAUGACGGCUCCACGGCGCAGGCCAUCCGACAGCGCCUCGCCGAACUGCAGCAAAUGUGGGACCUGAUGAUCGAGGAGACGGGCAAGCGGCACGUCCGCCUGGAGGAGGCCCACAAAGCUCAGCAAUACUACUUCGAUGCCGCCGAGGCAGAGGCCUGGAUGAGCGAGCAAGAGCUCUAUAUGAUGUCUGAGGAAAAGGCUAAGGAUGAGCAGAGUGCAGUGGCAAUGCUAAAGAAACACCAGAUCUUGGAGCAGGCCGUUGAGGACUACGCUGAGACCGUCCACCAGCUCUCCAAGACCAGCAGGGCCCUGGUGGCUGCGGGACACCCGGAGAGCGAGCGGAUAAACAUGCGGCAGUCCCAGGUGGACAAGCUCUAUGCUGGACUGAAGGACUUGUCCGAGGAACGGCGAGGGAAGCUGGACGAAAGGUUCAGGCUCUUCCAGCUCAAUCGCGAGGUGGAUGAUUUGGAACAGUGGAUCGCCGAGCGGGAAGUGGUGGCCGGCUCCCACGAACUGGGCCAGGACUAUGAGCACGUCACGAUGCUUCAGGAACGUUUCCGGGAGUUUGCUCGGGACACGGGCAACAUUGGCCAGGAGCGUGUGGAUGCAGUCAACCAGAUGGCAGAUGAGCUUAUUAACUCGGGCCACUCGGAUGCUGCUACCAUUGCCGAGUGGAAGGACGGCCUGAACGAGGCCUGGGCCGACCUGUUGGAGCUGAUCGACACUCGCACGCAGAUCCUGGCUGCUUCCUACGAGCUGCACAAGUUCUACCAUGAUGCCAAGGAGAUCCUGGGCCGCAUUCUGGACAAGCAUAAGAAGCUACCGGAGGAGCUGGGCCGUGACCAGAACACAGUUGAGACACUACAGAGGAUGCACACUGCAUUUGAACAUGACAUCCAGGCCUUAGGAACACAGGUGAGGCAGCUGCAAGAAGAUGCCGUGCGUCUGCAGUCAGCAUAUGCUGGUGACAAGGCGGACGACAUCCAGAAGCGAGAGAACGAGGUUCUGGAGGCCUGGAAGAACCUCCUAGAGGCUUGUGAGGGACGUAGGGUCCGGUUGCUGGACACUGGAGACAAAUUCCGCUUCUUCAGUAUGGUGCGGGACCUCAUGCUCUGGAUGGAGGACGUAAUCCGCCUCAUUGACGCUCAGGAGAAGCCCAGGGACGUGUCGUCGGUGGAGCUGCUGAUGAACAAUCACCAGGGCAUCAAGGCCGAGAUCGACGCCCGAAACGACAGCUUCACCGCCUGCGUCGAACUUGGGAAAACUCUGCUGGCGAGGAAGCACUAUGCGUCAGAGGAGAUCAAAGAGAAGUUAUUACAGUUGACGGACAAGAGGAAAGACAUGAUUGACAAGUGGGAGGACAGAUGGGAAUGGCUGAGACUAGUGUUGGAGGUGCACCAGUUUUCGAGGGAUGCGGGCGUGGCCGAGGCGUGGCUGAUGGGCCAGGAACCGUACCUGUCGAGCCGAGAGCUGGGCCAGAGCGUGGACGAGGUGGAGAAGCUGAUCAAGAGGCACGAGGCGUUCGAGAAGUCGGCCGCGACGUGGGAGGAGCGCUUCUCGGCGCUCGAGCGGCUGACCACGAUGGAGUUGUUGGAAGUGAGAAGACAGCAAGAGGAAGAGGAGAGGAGGAGGCAGCCCGCAGUGACAGAGGGCGUCCCCGGCGCAGAUUCGGAUGCGACGCAGCAGAGGGAGGGCGAGCAGAUCUCCCAGAACGGGCUGCCAUCGGACCAGGAAUCCCCACGGGACGGCGUGGACGGGGGCGAUAUGGUGAACGGCGUGGCAGAGCGCAGCUCCAAGGAGCCGAGCCCCAUCCCGUCGCCUUCGGGCGAACGCAAGGCCAAGGGCGGCCAGGCUUCCACCCUGCCGGCUAAGACCCAGGACUCGCCCUCCGCGCAGCUCGAAGGGUUCCUGCACCGCAAGCACGAGUGGGAGGGCCCCAACAAGAAGGCCUCCAGCAGGUCCUGGCAUAACGUGUACUGUGUGAUAAACAAUCAGGAGAUGGGCUUUUAUAAGGACAACAAGAACGCCACCCAGGGUAUUCCGUACCACAACGAGAUCCCCAUCAGCCUGAAGGACGCCGUGUGCGAGGUGGCGCUCGACUACAAGAAGAAGAAGCACGUCUUCAAGCUGAGAAUUACGGAUGGAAACGAGUAUCUCUUCCAAGCCAAAGACGACGAGGAGAUGAACACGUGGAUCCAGGCCAUCACGAGCGCCGUGUCCUCGGGUGUGACCUCCGAUGUGACCCCCAGCAGCCAGAGCACUCCGGCAUCCAGCCGGGCUCAAACCUUGCCCGUCGGGGUCACCCUCGCCACCGAGUCCAGCCCAGGCAAGCGGGAGAAAGACAAGGAAAAGGACAAGGAGAAGCGCUUUAGUCUGUUCAGCAAGAAAAAGUAGAGCCCUCCCCCCAGUAUCCCUCCCACAUCCCCCCCCAAUACAGGGCCAUCUCUCAUUCAACCUCCAGUGAAAUUCCAGCAUGCAAGCUCAGAAUCAAUAUACCACACUCUGUGCCUACUGUUCUUCCAAUUGGGUUUAGAAGUCAAUUACACCAUUUUUGAAACUGCUAUGGACAAAAAAGAAAAAAAAAAAAAACAAUGAAAUAAAAAGGAAAAACUCAUUUAAGCUCUAGGGAGUGAGGUGUGUUUGGGCAGCUUCCGUUUCAAAUUCAAGCAGACAGGACCAGGGCUUUUCUAUUUACUUUCAUUUAAUUUUUUACAUUUUGUUUUUCUUUCACAAUUUCAUUCCUUUUGCUUUUGGUUAUUUUUUCCCCUCCAUCUGACUUUCUUUUGGCUCUUUUUUUUGUACGUGGUUUAUAGGGUCUGAAUAUUUAAACAUUUCCUCAAUUUUGUGAGGCUGUCUUGGAUAAAGGACUUACACCUUUUUGCUGUUGGAGAGCAAGACAGCGGUGCUUCGGAACAAUUCCUCUACACUCUGCAAAUAUUCCAAACUGUAAAACUGCAAUUACAAACGUUUCUUGUCUAAUUAUGUUUACUAAAGAACUUUCCAUCCGUUUUUUGGCUUCAAUAAGGUAUGUUGUCUUUUGCUUAUAUUUAGUAUAUAUAGCCAUGCAUUAAUUUGAAUACGAAACAAUAACCAGUGUCAAUGUCAGCUGUUAACUAUUUUCUGGGGCUCUUAUACAGUGAUUGUGACCAGUAAGAAUGUUGGGUAUUUACGAAGGACUAGUAUACGAAUUCAUUUAAAAUCUUAAAUCCUUUAUUUGUUUAACAUUCUUUUUUGUUUUUUCUUUUUUCCUCCAUUAUUGACUUUCGUUGUUGUUCUUGAUUUGCAAUGUAUGUUUCAAAUAAUUCUAGUACAGAGUAUAAAAAAACUAGAUGUAUUAUAAACACUCUAACGCAUCGAUGUUAAGUGGAACAGUGGAAACAGCGCAUUUACUGGAUAAAGUAAUGUUACUCCAAUGGUUGCUUGCUUAUUGGCUCUAGCACUGCGUGUUAUAAUUUUUUGCUACGAUAUCUCGCUAUUUGAUACAUAGUGUGCAUUUCUCUGUCACUGUAACUAUUGUAAUGAAAAUUUUCAUCUUACUGCACAAUCAAAAAUGGCGUAAUAGGAAUGAACUCCCUUUGCGGCGGCCGGGCAGGGCCAGGAGGAGCGUGGCGGUCGCGGGCCUUGGCUGUCAGAUGUGUGGAGCAGCACCUGUAGACUUUUACCCUCUCUGUUAAAUAUGUGCGAAGUCAUUAAAAUGCUUUUAAAAUUA
Molecule: messenger RNA, 8836 nt
Organism: Scleropages formosus (Asian bonytongue)
Lineage: Eukaryota; Metazoa; Chordata; Actinopteri; Osteoglossiformes; Osteoglossidae
Gene: sptbn1
Product: spectrin, beta, non-erythrocytic 1
Exons: 35
Coding region: 484-7521 (2345 amino acids)
Cellular component (GO): spectrin
Molecular function (GO): structural constituent of cytoskeleton; phospholipid binding; actin binding
Source: RefSeq, a predicted model, not a curated record